AUGGGCUGCUGUCAUAUAAACAGGGAGAAAGAAGCACUUUCAGCCAUAGUUUGUGCCUCACAGGGUUCUGUCGACUCACUUAGGAACAGGUCUGGAGAGAGCCCGACAAACCUCCAGGGGAAGAGGAUUCGUCAGUCCACUGCCCACCUCAUGGCACGGACUAAACUGGGAGCUAGGAGCCCUUUAAUGGAGGCAGCUGUGGGCUUUGCACUGGGAGCAGUGGGAGGCUGCAUACUGGGAGCUACAGAGGACCCAGUGGACAAGACCCUGUCGGUGAUGACUGCAGCCGGUCCACUGAAACCAGUGGAGGAUGAAGUCAGGACAGUGGGUGCUCUGGGGCUGGGGACCCUUAUUGGAGCCACAGCACUGACCACGGCCAUGACUUCAGUAGUAGCUGGUGUGAUUCUGGCAGCAGCUGUAGCCUCAGUGUUUGUGGGCACGCAGAGCUGUGGUACCUCUCACACAGGCCUGUGGGCAUCAGCAGGACUCGCUGGGGCCUUCGGGACCACUGUCAGUGGAGCCACGCUCGGGGUCUCUAUCGAAUGGAUUGUGAAGAAUUAUGGCAUGGUGGGUCUUCUGUGGGCGCUGAGCAUAUUCGCCGUGCUCAAACCGCUUCUGCACUUAGUAUUUAAGCUCCUCUGGAAGCAGGGAGAGGCCUGUUGCACUCUGGGAUCUAAAGACUGGGACAGCAAGAAGAAACACACAGAGAUUACAGAGUUGCAGCACAGGCAGAAGGUGGCUCUGCAGACAGAGCAGAGGAUCCUGACACUGGAGAAGGGAGGCAGCGCCAGCGGGAUGGAGCACAUGACCACAUGGGUCACUGAGCGAAGGCAGAGAGGGGAGAUAGAGAGGAGGAAAAUGGAGAAUGAAGAGGCAGAGAUGGAGCAAAGAACCAUGCAAGACUGGAUCAACACAGUGGUGGUCAAAUAUGUGGACUUCUUGGCUUUCUCAGGGAUUCCAAUGACAGUGGUUGCCAUAGUAACAUCAGGGUUUGGGGUGUUUGGUUAUGGAGGCCACCAGUCUGUGUUUAUAGUUCUUCUGGCUUUGGUUGCUUUGAUAGCCUAUUUGCUCCUGAAAUCUUCUGACUUUAAGUUCUGGAUGUUGAUAGGAUGCAUGGGGAUGCUUGCAACCUUUGUCAUCGCCAUGCUCACCCUACAUGCCGGUCAGAUGGUCCUAACAACUGCCAUGAAGAUGCGAGCAGCAGGGCAGAAUCAGUCCAGAGAAAACGUCCGUGCUCAAAUUAACCACCAAUCCUCUCUGGAAGCUUUGAACGCAGCUUUUUUUGCGGCAAAAUUAUGCGAGUUGGGUUUGGGGGCUGCAGUGGGGGGUCCGCUGGUGAGGCGAGCAGCUGGAGAGGUGAAAGUCAUAGUUGGGGCAGCUUUAGUGGCAGGGGGUUUACUGACUGGGGUGGAGUUUUUAGCCCCUGUGCUAGGAGACGGGGGCAAAGCGGGGGCGUUGCUGGGGGUGGUGGGGGCAGCAGGGGUGUCUGUGGGUGCAGCGGCAGCUGUGGCUGGAAGGUGGUCCUCAUGGCCAGGAACUUUGGGAACAGUAGCAGGGUUGGUUAUUGGAGCAUUAGCAAUGGGAAAAUGGCAUAUUGUCAACAUCGGCCUGCAAGUGCCUGUGGCCUAUGUCUUUGCUAUGACCAAUCCAUUUUAA
Molecule: messenger RNA, 1656 nt
Organism: Anarrhichthys ocellatus (wolf-eel)
Lineage: Eukaryota; Metazoa; Chordata; Actinopteri; Perciformes; Anarhichadidae
Exons: 2
Coding region: 1-1656 (551 amino acids)
Source: RefSeq, a predicted model, not a curated record